AUGAACGUUCGAGAAUUUGAUAAGGACGGCGUCAAAAUCAUUUGCGUAGCGGAUAUCCGUGGCGAGCUGUCACUGUUCAACCAAUUGGCACGACAGUACCAGGCGGACGUGAUCAUACAUACGGGAAACUUUGGGUUUCUCGACGAAGGCAGUGUGCAUAGAAUCCAUGAGUCUUAUUUGCGGCACAUUGUCGAGUUCUCGCCGUUGCUGUCCGAAGACCUCAUUGUGGAAAUUUCAAAGCUUUCCAAGGUGACAGGUGACUCGGUCGAACACCUUUCAAGCGAGACCACCAACCUCAAGACGCUGCUAGAGAACCAGGAAAUAAGCGAGCUGGGGCGCUUUUUGCGCGGCGAAUUGAAGCUCGAAGUGCCCGUGUACACCAUAUUUGGAAUGUGCGAGGACUCACUUGUGGUCAACAAGUUCCGCUACGGUGUUUAUAAGAUUCCUAACCUGCACGUGAUCGACGACGGGAACGUAUUUGGAAUCACCACUCCCCAGGGACUAAAUAUCCUUUUGGCCGGCAUUGGCGGUUCCUUAUCGUACCACAAGCUUGUGCAUCAGGGCUCGUCGCUCGAGCUGGCGGAUAUUGUCGGCGAAACGACUAAUCUUGAAGACAUCGAAAACUCAGACUAUGUUCUUCCUAUCAGUGGUGACCCGGGCAAUAUCUGGAUCACUCUUCUGCAAUUGGGAAAACUCAUCUACACACUGACUGAAUUCAGCGAACAACACACAGACUUUUAUAACAAAGCGAUCAAAAUCUUUGUGACUCACCAGUCGCCCGCCAGAGAACCGUUACUUGAGCAUCUAUUAAUUUUCUUCAAGAUGGACUACUCGAUCUCCAACUCGUUGCACUUCAAAUACACCUCUUCGUACAACGAGCUGUCGAUCAACCCCAGCUUUGAGAGCUUCAAGCUCAAGUUCAACGACGCACGGUCGAAAAUUGCCGUGAUCUGGAAGAACAUCCAACAACGCUAUGAAAGAUUGCUUUUUAAGCUCAAUGACCCGCUCAUGAUCGCCUGUACAGAAUUAGCUCUGGAAGUGUUUGAUAAAAUCCCUAUUUCGACUAAGGGUGUUGAGGAUAUCCUGCCGCUACAGCUUUCACAGUCGCUGACCAACACUGAAGAGAUGGACUCGUUUGGGUUGCAGUCGAGACAACGAGAGUUGAACACCAUCAUUCGCCAGCUCAACGAUCUGUACUACAUAUCUUUCCAGAACACAUGGCAUUUCAACCUGUGUGACCUUAGUUAUGGCUUUCUCACGCUGAAUGUGGAUGAAGGUCAGGUGCAGAUGGAAUGUCAUUCCAGGGGUUACAAUUUCCGGUAUAGGCUGCUAGAGGAGGAAGAGGAUACAGAGAAGAUCAAGAACUCUUCAUCGGCCAGCAGCAUCAGCAAUGGCUCGCGAGGACGAGGACGCGGCCGCGGCAGCGGACGGCCACCCAGAGGACGCAGCUACCGCAAAGAAUAA
Ogataea parapolymorpha DL-1 is the source of this 1464-nucleotide messenger RNA. RefSeq lists its product as uncharacterized. NCBI's taxonomy places the organism in Eukaryota, Fungi, Ascomycota, Pichiomycetes, Pichiales, Pichiaceae. The record is from RefSeq and is a predicted model, not a curated record. The transcript has a single exon. Bases 1 to 1464 code for a protein of 487 amino acids.